UGUAGCUUUGACACAGAAGAGUGAGUGAAUGAGGGGGAGACACAGACAUAGACUCUGAGGAUCAUACAUGUGUGAUGAAGUACAAAAGGGUAAGAUUUAUUUCUUACCUCUUCUUUAUUUCUUCUGAACACUGAAACUCAGUUGUGGCUACGACAGAGGGGCUACAUCUGGACCCCGCGGGGCAUGCGUGAAAUCAUUUCUCUAUUCCUGCAAUUUAAUGUAAUGCCUUGCAGAUGGUACUGUGCACGGGUGUGUGCGCGUGCGUGUGUGUGUGUUACAUGAGUAAUAACUCCUACAGUCGGGAGCAGAGGGAGAGCGAGCAGGAGAAAGGCAUGAGCCACAGACUGUGUGAGCACUGAUAUCAAAAAGUAAACUGUACAAAAUACAUAAGCAUGGCUCGACGAGUGGAACUAAAGUGUCCCUUGAUCAGAGGAUACCGAGGGGGGGGGGGGUUCCACCAGACACGUGGGAUGGCCUCGGGGCCAGAGAGAGGUCUGCUUGUUGAAUAUUUUUCUUGUUGGAGUCUCAGGGUGAAUGACAUCACCACAGAGAGAAAUUUGGCCUGGUUCCAAUUAUUUUCACAAUUUCUUGUCAACAUGUUCUUCUCACCUAAUGUGGAGAAAAACAGAAGCUCUGCAGGAACGUGUAGGUCACAAGCAAAGCACUGUACACAAGAGGCUUUGGGUUGUGGUUGAUUGUGCGACGUGUGGCUAAAAGUACACAUAAGAGGUGACGCAGUCCCUGACAGCUAUCACCUUACUCUACCUUGUUGGGAUUGGCUGACAUUGAAAUAGGCUCCCAGCUGCUGGUGGGUAGUUUGUCACUGGUGUUUGGAAGUAUUCAAUAGCUUUCUCAGCUUGAAGAUGUCUCUGCGAAUGAAGCAAAGAGUCAUUCAUAAACUGGUAGAUGUGGACAAAAAUAGAAGAAACCACUUUGUUGGCAUUUUUUUUUCAUUUAUUACAUAUAUGACUGUGUCACAUGUUUACAGGAUCAAAUAUUUCAGUUUUGUUGGGUUUGUUAUGUAACAAGUCCGUUUGAUUUGGUGUGAUCUGGUCCAAGUAUUAGCCCUUUAAAAGUGUCUGUAAACAUUGUCACUUUUACUGAGAAGUAAAAUGAAUACUUCAAAAAGCAAAUCAAGGUAGUAACUAAGAAACACUUAUUAAAAUGAAAUUUAACUUCUCUGUACAGUAAAUAAUGGAACUCGUAAUGUGUCAUGGUUAAAACAGGUCGGGCAGGUAGGCAUUAAGAUAUAGUGAACUGAAAGGAGGCUGGAAUUUCUCUCCUUCAGCACUGAGCCGAGCUGCAAGGUGAGUUGUGAGCUGCUCUUCGGUCUGUGAAGGAGUGCGCUCAUGCUGCCGUGCGCCUCGCCUCGCCCCUCCCAUCCCUCCGCUUAAACUCUCCUCUGUGCUCACCAAUAAAGCGCUUUUUGUCCAGGGAGUCGGCACUUGAGCGCAUUCCUUGACGUGGAGGUCGCUGUACCUCUCAGAGGAUUUGAUGAAGACCGUGCGUUGUAAGUUUAAUACGUUCACAGAUUUUUUUUUUUUUUUUUUAAGAGAGGGCAUAUUCGCAAAACUACACGGUCUGGAGUUAUAUCGGUGAACUGCUCUGUCUGGAUAAAGACACAAGCGCGACUGCGCUACCAACUUUACUUCUUCCAAGUUCUGGUGAAGGAAGAACUGAAACCAAGAAAAGUGGAGCUGGAGUAGAGGAGGAAGCUUCUUCACUGGGCUGAGCAUGGAGAGAGAAAGAGUCUGCACCAUGAAGGUCUUUCUCACUCCGCUGAUGCCCUUUCUACUCCUCCUCAUUUUUCCUGAUGGCAUCUUGUCCAGCGCCUGCCCAAACGAUUGCACCUGUUCCACACCAGAAUCCAUCUUAUGUUUCCUGAGACGUUCCUCCACCAUUCCCAAAGGAGUGCCCUCAUACACGAAAAGUCUCUACCUUUUUGCUAAUGGCAUUGAGGGAUUGACAGCUGAGGACUUUGAUGGUAUGGAGAACCUGGAAAUGCUGGACCUCAGUCAAAACAAAUUGACUGAACUUCCUGAUAGGGUGUUUGAACCUUUGACCUCUUUGAGAAACCUGGAUUUGUCAUCCAACCAGAUCACUCACAUUUCAGAGGAAUGUUUCCAGGGUAUGGCACUGCUUGAGCGCCUUUAUUUGUAUAGCAAUCUUAUCAAGACCAUCCAUCCUGCAGCCUUUAAUGGCUUGGGGCACCUGCUGGAACUCAAAAUACAGGGCAACCAGUUGACAUCCCUGCCUGCUCUCUCAAUGCCCCGUCUGCUGCUGCUUGACCUUCGCUUCAAUGUCUUACCCACCUUGGGUCCUUCAGACCUCCAGACCCCAAACCUAGAGUCACUUAAAUUGGGUGGUGUGGGACUCACCAGUCUGAAUAAGGAGCUCAUAGGUAGUCUUAAGAACCUACAUGAACUUGACAUCUCAGGAAACCAACUUGAGUCCUUCCCCUCGGUGCUAAAGGAAACCAAGGGACUGAUUCACCUCAGCCUGGCAGGGAAUCCGAUGGGUCCUCUGAAGGUUCAGGACCUGCAGAAUCUUGGCGAGCUGCAGGACUUGGACAUUAGCAGCCUUAGUCUGCAGGGCCUCCCCGAAGAGUUCUCCCAGCUCUUCCCCCACCUCAGAAAGCUCACAGUAGCAGAGAAUCCCUUCAACUGCCUCUGCACCUUAGCGUGGUUCCCAAGAUGGCUGAGAGCCCAGAGCAUCAUCCUGGAGAGAACAGAGGAGACCCGCUGCCAUUUCCCACCUAUUAAUGCUGGAAAGGUAUUGGAAAGACUGGAGCACAGGGAUUUUGGCUGUCCUACCACAACAACAAUCACCACUAGUACUGUCAAAACUACUACUACCCUGCCUGUUCCUGUCACUACCUUGCCAAGUACUACUGAAGCUAUUCCAGCGCCCAGGGCCAGUGAUGACCCCACAGACAAAGAUGAUGACUCUCUCCUGCCCCCUGUUCCUGCAUCCCCCAGCAGCAGCAGCAUUGACCUAGGAGAGGAUCAGCAUUUCUGUCCUUCUCACACCUGUCUGAAUGGGGGUACUUGUCGUUUGGACCAGCAUGGUCAGGUAGAAUGUACCUGUCCUCAUGGCACUUCUGGCAUGUAUUGUGAAGUCCAAAACCAUCACCCGCCUUCACCACCUGAAGAUGCAAUCCCCAUGGCAACUGUGACUGCAGAUGCAACUGACAUCAGCUCACAUGAAGUAACGGCAACCUCAAUCUUGGUGGACCUUCACCGCUAUACUGAAAUGCGGCCUUACAUCCGUGGAAUUCGCCUAACCUACCGCAAUCUCUCUGGGCCAGACCGCAGGCCAAUUCAACUCAGCCUGCCUGCAUCCUUCCCAGAGUAUAGACUCAGAGGACUGAAGCCGAACUCCACUUACACUGUGUGUGCCAGUCCACUAGGUGCUCCUAGUGACAUAGAUAGUGUCUGCACUGAGGCCCAUACAGCCCCUGAAAGCAUCAGUGGUCCUGAUGCACGGGUUACCGACCCAAGGCUGACCACUAUGCUGGCGCCUGCAGUUGCCAUCUUGCUAGUUCUGGUACUGAUAGCAAUUGCAGUGGGAGUGGUAUGCUAUCUUCGCCGGAAGAGGGCCAAGGGCCACUUGGACUUAGAUUGUGAGCCCUCCCAGUUAGAGUUGGAUGGAGUUAAGGGUGGCUUGGACAAUGGGGCACUGCCUCAAAAACAGCCUCAAAUUAUGAUCCCUGAACCUGCUGUUCAGAAUGGCAAUCUGGAGUAUGAGGUGUUGCUACUACAGGAUCACUGCACAUCAAAUAACAAUAUGUCUUCACACAAGCCUUCCUACUUUUGACACAUGGCUUUGACUUCUCAGACCUAAAGGAGGAUUUUCAUUCUUCAGCUCUGUUUUUCCCACUGGUGAAAUACAGAGAGCAGCCACUGCUGUUGUGAAAGUGGAGGACACAGUAUCAGCAAGCCAACCAGCAAAGGAGAAACUGACUUAUAUUUAACUCAGUCCCCUGUCUAAGUAGACAUUAAACAUAUUGAAAACAUUUGUUUGGACAUCAAAAGGCAUUUAAAGUGCCUCUACUCCAUUUACAUGCUGUAUCCUGCUUCAAUAUUUCUUCACUCACACUGCUGGACUGGUAACCUCUCAGCUUCCAAGCUAUGACGCUGGGACAAAUGAUGCGUUGGCAUUGGCUGAAACCUUGGGUUAAGGGACAUAGUGACCCCAUGCCCUCAUUUAUUUGUUCAUAAAAGGAGUGUGCACUGAAAUGGGGUUGUGCUGCCUUUUCCCUGUUACAACAGCCUAGCUUAACACUAUGAGCAAUUGUUUUUGCUGCAUGUUGUAACUCUUCAGUACUACCCCAAAGAGAAUGAAUGACCUUUAAGAUACCAAAUGAAGUCGUGCAGAGAAAAAAGCUGAUGCUUGCAUUGCUUUAUUUGGCUUUAAAAAAUUUUGUGAUGCUUGUUUUGUUUUGUAUGUAUGUUUUUUUUAUACUUGUGUCUUUAUGAUAUUUUUAUUGUGCAACUUUGUGACUGUUAACAGCCCUCAAUACCCCCCCAACCACCUCUUGUGACUAACAGACAAAACAGCAGAUUAAAAUCUUUGAAGAUUAAAACUCGUUUGGUACCAGCAAAGUCAAUCAAAGGGCUUUGCCCCCAGAAUGUCAGACAGUCUAAGUAGAUGUUAGUCUGGACAGACUCAAGACUAAAUCCCCCUUCUCCAUUCUGAAGCCCUCAGUCUGCUUUACCAUCACAAAGGGAGAAGGUAAGCAGGAUUACAAAAGGUACAGGGAGAAGCAGUUGAAUGAACUCCUUUUGUUUCAGUGCUGCACUAGGUUUAAUUUAGUUUAGAGUUCGCCUCAGUUACAGUAAACACUCAUGUGACUUCACCACAGCAAACGAGAACUUAAGAGACUUUAUUUAUUCUUUAUAUUCCCUACAAGGGAAACUCUGUUUUAUCCCUCAACCACAAUUCACGUACAACAUACUACUUAGCCUGGCCUACAACAAGCAAAGCAAAUAGUGGUUGUGUAUUGUGUUUCUCUUGAGUAAAAAUAGCCUUCUCGGCAUAAUGCUGUGCACAACUUCUCCUUGGCAAGAAGGGUCCCACUUUUGCUCACUUGCACCUAACCAGACUGUGGACAGGCCAGACGCACAAUGAAUUGUUGUGUAGAGGACAAUGUGAUUUGCAAAGUGGAAGAUUCACUGGAAGGUUAUUAUGCAGGCAUAGUGCUUAGAUUCAAAUCUGUGAAUACUCAAAGUAACUUUUGUGUGUGUGUGUGUGUGUGUGUGUGUGUGUGUGUGUGUGUGUGUGUGUGUGUGUGGAGCUGUCAACCUCUGUGAUAAUGCAAGUACGUGUUCCGGCUUGUGCAGGGACGUGCAGACAUCAAGUUACUAUCAGUCACCCCCUCUAUGUGCCCACAUGCCUAGGAGUACAUUACGCCCCAAACAACUCUACCUGUGGACAAACACACCAAAGACACAUUUGUGAAUAUCUGUAAAGUUACCUACACCAUUCCCACAAUUAACAGUUCCAUGCUAACAAGAUGCCCUAACAACCCACACAAAAAACAAUCAAGCAACGCAACUGGAAUAUUUGUCUGUAAAGUAGAAUACAUUGAAGAUAACCAAAAGUAUUUUCGAUGUGAUUGUUAAUUUUUCCCUGUUUAUUUUGGGAAGCUCCUUUUUGUCAUUACUUGUUUUUUUAAUUCUGUGAACUUAUUUGUACAAGUGGAAAAAGUGAUAUUAUCAUUAAAUGAAUAUCCAAAAUAAAUCAGUCA
Messenger RNA from Seriola aureovittata, 5749 nucleotides. RefSeq names its product vasorin b (gene vasnb). Lineage: Eukaryota; Metazoa; Chordata; Actinopteri; Carangiformes; Carangidae. The coding region runs from base 1735 to 3816 and encodes 693 amino acids. The record is from RefSeq and is a predicted model, not a curated record. The transcript has 3 exons. Gene Ontology annotation, molecular function: protein binding.